This is a messenger RNA of Epinephelus lanceolatus (giant grouper), 737 nucleotides long. RefSeq names its product G0/G1 switch 2 (gene g0s2). NCBI's taxonomy places the organism in Eukaryota, Metazoa, Chordata, Actinopteri, Perciformes, Serranidae. The record is from RefSeq and is a predicted model, not a curated record.
CCUCGUCUCUGCCUGCGAAUGCCUGACUCGAGUUUGGGGUGUGCAACAAAACUAAUCAAGCAACACACCAUGGAAACCAUUGGCGAGAUCAUCCCAUUCGCUAAGGAGAUGCUGCACCAGAGGCCCACCCGGGGCAUGCUGAAGAUGUACAUGCUCGGCUCCACUCUGGCGAUGCUCGGAGUCGUUGGUGCAAUGGUGGAAACUGUUCUCAUGCCAUUUGUGGAGCAGGAGUCUGUGGAGGAUGCACCAGCAGAGCUGAUUAUGGAGAAGAAGAAGAAGGAGGAGAAGCAGGAGUUAAAGUCACACACCACUGUUAUUUGCCCUGACGUUGUGAACGUGCUGGAGAUGGUAGCGAUCGAGGCCAAGGCCAAACAUCUGGUGACUGCUGUGCAGAGAAGCUCAACCCGUUUACACGCUUCUUAAAGAAACCGUCCCCUCCCGGUGUAAAUGGACAUGACACUUGAAAUGUUGAUGGUGGGGGUGGUAAAUUAAAUCACCGUGUUGAACUGGUCACUUUGUACUCGUUCUGUUAUUCCAGAUUUGGUUAAAGAUGCAAUUUGCCCCCGUCGACUGACAAAAAAUGAGAAGAUACACUGAAAACUGUAGAGUACAGUAAAGUCUGGCUGCUGGGCAGCAGAUACUCGUGGAUGAUGUGACUUGAUGAAUGUGUUGGAGAAAAAGCUGAAUGUGUGUGACUGAAUUCAUUUUGCACUGGAAUAAAGUGAUUUUACAGCGAG